UCCAGGUCUUAUAGAACUCAAUGGUUUACACCUAUAAAGUUCAUAAAAAAACUUCCGUAAAUUUUAACUAUGGAGCAAGAUGAUCUCGAAGAAAUGAAGCUAAUGAGAGAAACAAAAAGCACAAAGAAAACUGAUAACUCCAGCUUCCAGGAGGGAUUAUCUUCACAUACAUUGCCAGAUGAUGAAAAAAAAGAUAGUAUGUCUUCAUUGAUGGGUUUCUCUGGCUUUGGGAAGAAAGCUAGGCAAUUUGACAUCAAUGAAAUGAUGGCUGUAGCUAAGAGAAGGGUAGCAGAUGCAUAUGAAGAAAAGAGAAAAAUCAGAGAUGAUUUAGAUGUAGAUGCUGAUGAUGAAACUCUGUAUGUUACUAUGCCUUCAUGUAAUGAAACUCCAAGUGAUAAUAUUAGAGUCAGUCAGAUUGAAAAAGCCAAAGAUGACGACAGUGAUGAUGAAGACAAUUUGGAGGAUGAUGCUGAGGAUGGCAUAGCGUCAAUUGUUCCAUGCAGCCAUGAAAUCUCUUUGGGACAUGGUGCAAAGACGGUAUCAGCAUUAUCUUUGGAUACAAGUGGAGCUAGGUUGAUAUCUGGAGGACAUGACUAUGAUAUUAAGUUUUGGGACUUUAAUGCAAUGGGUACAUCAAUGUCAGCAUUCAGAAAUAUUCAACCAUGUGGCUGCCAUCAAAUUCGUUCUUUGGAGUACAGUUCCAGUGGUGAUACAAUUCUUGUGUGUUCGGGAAAUGCUCAGGCAAAGAUUUUGGAUCGUGACGGCUUUGAAGCAAUGGAGUGCAUAAAAGGAGAUCAAUAUUUGUUUGAUAUGGCAAAGACAAAAGGUCAUGUCUCCAUGUUGAACUGUGGAUGCUGGCAUCCUAAAGAUCGUGAAAAAUUUAUGACAUGUGGAGAUGAUGGUACUGUACGACUGUGGGAUGUUAACACACCGAAAAAGAAUAUUAAUGUACUAAAAACAAAAAGUGCUCAAGGGAAGAAAGCCAUACCAACACAUUGUGCUUACAGUAAAGAUGCAAAAUAUAUCAUUGCUGGUGUUCAGAAUGGAACAAUUCAUGUAUGGGACACUCGAAAGGCUUUUGUUCAUCCCACAUUUUUGAUGAAAAACUGUCAUGCAAAUGGCAGUGACAUUUCAUGUCUGAAAUUCUCUUAUGACAACCAAACAUUUGUGUCUAGAGGAGGAGAUGACUCAAUGAAACUUUGGGAUCUUCGCAGUUACAAAAAGCCAGUAAAUGUUGCGCUGAAUCUUCCAAAUGCAUUUUUGACAACUAGUUGUUUCUAUAGUCCUGACGAGAAACUUAUUGGUACUGGCACCUCCGUGAAAAAGGGACAGGGAGAAGGAAAAUUGGUAUUUUUUGAAAAAUCCACCUUCAACAAAGUCAUGGAAUUUUCAGUAGCAGAUUCUAGUGUCGUCAAUUGUCUAUGGCAUCCAAAAAUCAACCAAUUAUUCGUCGGUUGUGGCAAUGGAGAGAUAAAAGUUUUCUUUGAUCCUCAAAAAAGCAGAAGAGGUGCAAUUACUUGCAUAUCUAAAGCCAAGAAGAAAAGUGAAAGUCGCGAAAUGAUACUUCCACCAAGAAUAAUUACUCCGCAUGCCCUACCAAUGUUUCGUCAAAAUCAAGGUGGUGCUACCAUGAAGAAAGUGAAAGAUAAGCAACGCGCUGAUCCAGUAAAAUCAAGAAAACCUGAAACACCUCUGGCUGGUGCAGGAAAGGGUGGUCGCGUUGCGUCUGGUCUCAGUUUGUCACAGUUUGUUUCAAAGAAUUUAGCUGUAAAAAAUCUCGAUGAUUCUAAUCCUCGCGAGUCUAUACUUCGACAUGCUAAGGAAGCUGCUGAGAAUCCUUUUUGGGUCAGUCCCGCAUAUGCAAAAACGCAACCUCGAACAAUUCUUGUUGAAGAAGAAAAUGAAGAUGACGAAGAAGAGGAUGCUAGCCAAGCAAAGAAACUAAAGCUUUCCUGAUUUCCAAGUUCAGUGGUUCGUUCCAAGUACGUUGGAGCAACCUGUGAUAUCCAUGGUAUUACAUGAUUUGGUGGAGCAACCUAUGAUAUCCACAGUUGUAUACAUGGUUUAAGUGUAACAACCAGUGAUAUCCAUGGUAUUACAUGAUUUGGUGGAGCAACCUAUGAUAUCCACAGUUGUAUACAUGGUUUAAGUGUAACAACCAGUGAUAUCCAUGGUAUUACAUGAUUUGGUGGAGCAACCUAUGAUAUCCACAGUUGUAUACAUGGUUUAAGUGUAACAACCAGUGAUAUCCAUGGUAGUAUAGGGUGUGGUGGAGCAACCUAUGAUAUCCAUAGUUGUAUACAUUGUUAAAAUGAACCAACCUAUGAUAUCCAUGGUUUUUUACGUGAUUUAAGUGGAGCAAGCUAUGAUACAGUAUUUCACGUGUACUGAGAGAAAAAGAUGAAUUUAUAGACAAGAGAAUUGUUGCUGGUAUUUAACGAAUGUGUUAUUACGUAAGAGAAAACAAAGGUUGUUAUGUCAAGUAGUGAUAAUUCAAUAAAACAGGUCAAAAGUCAGUGAGCAGUUUCGUAUGCAAAACAUCAAAGUGUGGAGGCAUUCUUUUAGAACAAACAUCUAAUGUACUGAAAGUAUGUAUUUGAUUAAAUGAAUUGUUUAUUGAAUGUUCAUAAA
Molecule: messenger RNA, 2631 nt
Organism: Xenia sp. Carnegie-2017
Lineage: Eukaryota; Metazoa; Cnidaria; Anthozoa; Malacalcyonacea; Xeniidae
Product: WD repeat-containing protein 70-like
Exons: 23
Coding region: 70-1956 (628 amino acids)
Biological process (GO): regulation of DNA double-strand break processing
Cellular component (GO): site of double-strand break; nucleus
Molecular function (GO): protein binding
Source: RefSeq, a predicted model, not a curated record